This is a messenger RNA of Bactrocera dorsalis (oriental fruit fly), 1624 nucleotides long. RefSeq lists its product as uncharacterized. The coding region runs from base 289 to 1353 and encodes 354 amino acids. Lineage: Eukaryota; Metazoa; Arthropoda; Insecta; Diptera; Tephritidae. The record is from RefSeq and is a predicted model, not a curated record. The transcript is spliced from 3 exons.
UAACUAAUUAAAAUACAAAAUUUCGAAAUAAUUUUACUCUUGUAAAAUAUUUUACAUAUGCAUUCAUAUUUUGAAUACCUUACAUAUUUUUCAGAUACUUCAAAAUAUAGCUAAAAACCACCAACUUUGGAUUAAGCGAAAAAUUUCGCUUCGAACUUAUUUCAUUCUCAUUUUUUCGAUAUCGAAAUUCUAAGUGAAAUCAAAUCGAACAAAUUGCAGUGAUAUUAAACCACUCUGUUGUGUUGGCACUAAAAUUAUUUGUCAAAAAAAAAAAAAAUCGUCUACGAAAUGGGUCGACAUAAAAAUGGUGCACAGGAAGCCAUAUUGGUUAAAUUUAUGCAAGAGUACCCUGAUCUUGCUUGUGGUACAUUGUCGAACAAACAACUGAGAAAUGAUCUGUGGAAUUUGCUGGCCAAUAAGCUGAAUGUUCGCGGCCCACCAAGGAAAACACCUGAACGGUGGAAAAAAGUUUGGUUCGAUUGGCGCUCUGCAGUUAAGAGGAAAAUUGUACAGGAGAGAAAUGAAGCUGCCGCUGGAGAUCAGGAUGACCUACAAAUUAGAAAAACUUUUCUAUCGUCAAUUGAAAAUAAAUUAGCACACAUUUGUGGAUUUUUAGAUAACGACAUCGACGGUAUUGACAAAUUAAUCAACGCUGAUACCAAUAAUGAAGUUUCAGUGCCUUCUAAAGUUGAUUUUGAAUCUGGAAGAGCAUCUGUAUCAGAAGUGAGUAAAGAUUUGGGUGCUGAUGCAGAUAUCCACGCUAAAUCAAUCAAACCAGAAGAUUUUCGUGAGCACUAUGAUAACAUCACCAAUGUAAUCAAAGAAGAAUUGAUACUCGAUGAGACUGAUAAUGAAAUACUAAUGGAUUCAGAUAAUGGUUUUACUACGUUCGAUUUUGGCGAUAAUAGAAAUAUCACGGAAACAGAGUGUAUAACCGUGCAGCCCUUUGUCAUGUGCCACUCAACACAGAGUGAGGUAAAAAGUGAAAUACAAAUUAGUGACGCUGAGCAUCCGCCAAAAGAACGUAACAUAAAUUCAUCACAAAAAGCGAAAGCGAACGAUGAAGAUGUAGUUCAGCUUGUUUCACAGCAAACCACAUUAAUAAAAUCAGUUGCCAAGCUAAUCAAAAAGACUGCCAAAGGACAAGCUGAAAGCUUGAGUGUCAUGAAAGAUAUAAGAAACGGUCUGAAGGAAAUGUGUGAAUCAAUAAAUAAACUUAACGAAGCAACAGCUGAAAAGUUAAAAGAGCAACGUAGGCAUAAUUAUGAAAUAGAAAAAUUACGGAGAGAAGAAAUGCUGUUACAGAAGCAACAACUUGAAUUGAAUGAGUUGGCUACAUUUAGAAAAGAUUAAAAUAGACAUUUAAGUCGUUAAAAUAGUAUUUAUAUUUUUUCACACUAUGGUAAUUUUGUAAAUGUGUAAAGUACACUUAUUUAACAUCAUUCCAAAAACCGCUUUAAGUUUUUUAAAUAAAAUAUGCCUUAUAUAAUAACUUGCAUUAAAUCUUUGUUAAGACUAAUCGAUUAAAGCUAUGAAAAUCUUUCUGAUUCUGAUGUAUCUAGUUGUAAUGUAUACAUAGAUACCGUAAUGAAAUGAGAAUGUUUAAAUAAAAAAAGAUAUUAAA